UAUCAAACAAUAAAGAACGUUAAAACUUUUAUUUUUGACGUAGGUUUCACAAUUUUUGAUAAUGGAUCAAACAUAUUGUGCGUGUAGUUAUCCAACAAAACCUUCAGAUUUAUUGAAUAAGAUAAUCAAUCUUUUGGAAUGCGAAAUAACGAAAAACGACGAGAGAGUAAUUGAAUUACUUUGGUGUUACAUCGCGUCAGCAAAAAUUGGAUUCAUGAUAGUUGAUUUACCGAAUUUAAUGACCUUAUUGGAAAUAUUAAGCGAGAGAUUCAAACAAAUACCUGAAUUUGGAGAUAUUCUGAAAAGUUUAUUGGCAAUUUGCAAAAUACCAAUACGUCUAAGGGUAAGUUCGGACGUAUUGAGAUUUGAUAACGAUCUACAAGAAUAUUUUGCAGUGUUAGGUUACGUGCUGUUGCGAGUGGAAGAGGUGAAUUUUCGAAAAAUCGUAUUGGAUACGAUCGUAACCAUUUUGGAAUUACGUAACGAGAAAGAUAAAAAUCAGGUAAUUUUGAAAAAACGUAGACGUGCAUCCGUUUCCGGUAGAUUCCCCGGAAUUUUAGCUCAAAUUUUAUUCAUCAUCGACGAUGAGUUGUUUCCUAAAGCUUUGGAUCUAACUUUUAGUUUAAUAUCAGAAUUUCCCGAAAUAUGUGGAAAAAUGACCAAAGAAGAUAUUCUAAAUACUCUUCUGAUUCGUUUAGAAGACAAUUGGCGAAAUAUAUAUCCAGAUGUUCCAAUGUGUGAUCCGCCGGAUAUAACGCCAUCUUUUACUAAUUUGAGGAUGAUCACAUCGAUUAUCAAUUUGAUUGCUCUCUACCUUAGUGCCCAUACGGAACUUUUACCAAAUGUACCUAUGGUGACGAGAUUUUCUUUAUGGCAUUUGAGAUACGUAUACAUUUAUGUAACCAAAGUUCGUAAUACGCCCGCGAGAAAUCUUGUAAUGACUUGUAUUAUCUGGAUAGUCGAUUUAUUUCCCGAUUCGGAAUUCGUUCCGAGCGGUUUAGCACGGGAUUUUUUGAGGUCGAGUUGUGAAGCUAGCGAAGAUUUCAUUCGAGAUACGAUCCUAUUGAGGAUCAAGCCGUUGAUACCACUGGACGAUUUUAUCUUCCUGAAACUGUUUAUUUGCUUUAUUCCGGUAUAUUUGAAAUAUUCCGGAGGUAAAGGGAUUUUGGAACAGAAUAGAAUUAUGUACAGAAUAUUGAAAAUUAUCAGUCAUCCAUCUCAAGAAAACAGCAAUCCCAAAGAACAUGCUUGCGUUAUAAAAAUAUUGAGUUAUAAGAUGUUGAAUAUAUUAGUUCCGCAUCUAGAAGAUGAAUUUAUAGAAAAUUCCGGACCUACGAUUUUAAUAAAGAACUUGAAACAGAAUGUAUCUUCUGAAAGCGGUUUAAUUUUGCUAUCAAAAUGUUUGGAUACCCUUAGAAAAACUUUACAAGAAGAUCCAAGAAAAGUGGUACUAAAUUCAGUUUUAUUCAAUAACGGAUGUGACGUAAUUAUAGAAGUUUCUCGAAAAUUAUUAACCUACGAAAUAUUUAGCGAGAAAGCGCAAAUAUGUAUACAAGAAGCGUUUCACAUCUUAUCUAUUAUCUACGGACAUUGUAAAGUUAGUAACAGCACCGAUUCGGUAGAUUUAACAAUCGAAUAUUUGAAACGUCUGUUGAAACAGAAACAUAAAGAACCGGUUUAUGAUAACAGAAUCAUUAUAGCCAUAAUGGAUUUCAUUUGGGAAGUGAUAGUCAACAAUGAUGAACUGACACAACACUUUUUGAAACACCACGGCGUGUUUUUAAUGCUCGACUUUCUACAGGUUUAUCCCUUAGCUGUUAAAAUCAUAACUCUAGGCGCAUUGGUAGAUUUAUGCGAUUUCAGUAAGGGUAAAAGCAUCCCUUAUAUGAUAACGUGGACAGGUAAGAAUGGAAAAACGUUAAUACCUUUACUGAUGGACAUAUUUAGAAACGAAAAUAAAGAAUUGGGUGUUCAGAUUGGACCAAAUGGUGUUAUUGCAGAUGGUAGAUACCCGUUGAUGGGUAAAGAUCAAUACAAAUCAACUUUUGAAAAUAAAAAUAUCGGAGAAAAUCCAUCGAUGGCCGAUAUGUACGCCAGCUGUAGACCGAAAAUUUACGCGCUUCUAUGUUUGAUAUACGACAGAUACGGAGAUGUUUUCGAAAUAGCGAACGGUUCUUACAAAACCUGCAACGAAAAUUUAUCCACAGAAGAUCGGAUGACUUUGUUGUUGGCGGAAAAUUUUCUCGGUUUGAAAUUUGGUGAAAUAUGGGAAGAAUUGAAAGUUGAGUUCGAAAUGAUGGAAUUUGAACCUCUGCCAAUCGAUCGUAUGGUGAUAGACGCUUUAGUUGAAAGGACGCACAGAUGGGGGGCUCAUUUGAAAGAAGUCCAAGAGGAUUUGUUAAAAGAUGGAUUAGUUGAUAAUCUAAUGGACGAACAAGAAACGUACAGAAAUUUGAACGACGCCCGUAUAACUCAAGCUUUAGAAAGUAUAAACGAAGCCAAAUAUUUGGCUAGAUGUACAGAGAGAAUGUUCCGCAUAGCUCAAGCUUACAAACAAGUUGCGCAAGUCGAAAAAUCAAUGGACCAUAUUAAUGCUUCACCUGAGUUUCAUCAAACGUUCUCUACCAGAUCUCGCGUCACUCCGAUUUUUAAACAAAACAUGUGUGUUGUUGAAGAAAAACCAGAGGACGAUGACGUCUCGCUUAUUUUAUCCAAUGAAUCCAAAUCCACUUUUGCUUUCAUAGAUUUACUUUAAUCCAUAUGAGGAACCAGUCAUCAACCCAUAUAUUAUUUUUUACAGUUUGAUUGUAUUCUUUUAAAAUUAUAUUCAUCGAAAUGAU
Molecule: messenger RNA, 2840 nt
Organism: Diorhabda carinulata
Lineage: Eukaryota; Metazoa; Arthropoda; Insecta; Coleoptera; Chrysomelidae
Product: cilia- and flagella-associated protein 69-like
Exons: 14
Coding region: 62-2755 (897 amino acids)
Biological process (GO): positive regulation of flagellated sperm motility
Cellular component (GO): non-motile cilium; sperm midpiece
Source: RefSeq, a predicted model, not a curated record